Molecule: messenger RNA, 3448 nt
Organism: Bufo bufo (common toad)
Lineage: Eukaryota; Metazoa; Chordata; Amphibia; Anura; Bufonidae
Product: zinc finger protein 260-like
Exons: 10
Coding region: 338-3016 (892 amino acids)
Biological process (GO): regulation of transcription by RNA polymerase II
Molecular function (GO): RNA polymerase II cis-regulatory region sequence-specific DNA binding; DNA-binding transcription factor activity, RNA polymerase II-specific
Source: RefSeq, a predicted model, not a curated record
GGGGCAGUUAUUGGCCGCUGAGGAGCUGAGCCUGGGAUCAGUGUAUGUCUAACCUGUGUUCAUUGUCAUUAGGGCGCAUGGUCUGGAGAUGUCUACGUGAUAUCUAGGUGCUGCAUCAUGUGCUUGUGGGGCACUACAGGUCCCAGCAGGCAGGUCCUCUGCUUUAGAAUGGAACUGAUGGAAUCUGAUGCAGGCAAGUCUGGAACUCCCAACCAAAUAUUCUUCACGGAUGGGAACAAGAACGGUAGACUCGGAGCAUAGACUUGGCCAUAUAAUUGUAAAUCAGAAAAUUAAUGCAGUAGCCACAGAUUAUAAUGGGGGGUAAGGCUGACGUCGGAUGGUGAGAAGCUGCCGCCAGUGUUUAAAAGCAACAAGGCUCGGUACAAAGUUGAAAUGGAAAAUCAGAAGACCCUCAGAUUACCUAGUAAGAGAUUUUCAGGGUUACUUAGAUAUACCGGCAUCAUCAGAACAUGACAUACAGUAUACACAAUCUAUGUGCAAAUACCGCCAUCAUCUGGACAUCACAUACAGUCUAUGUGUACAGUCACUCUGUGUGUUUCACACAGAUGGAUCCAAUAAAAUAAAAUCAUCAGAGAGAUGCCCCAGUCCUCUGUAUUCCCAGGAUUGGUCUCCUGACAACGCUAUGAGAACAGAAAAAGACACGUGGGAGUCUGAGCUGUUACGGCUCCCAAUCACUGCUGAGGAGAGAAGUCUCAGCCCUUUUUAUUCCAUGAAUUGUUCAGAGGACAAUCAAAAUAUUCCACAGGGUCAUCAGGCUGAAGAUCUGCUUGAUAUCAAAGUUGAAGUGAUAGAUGAGGAAGAUGAGACUUUCAUUAAUGAUGGAACCAGUAGAAAAAAUCCAUCAGAGAGAUCCCAGAGUCCCGGUCCUCUGAAUUGUCAUGGCUGUCCAGUAGAGAAUUACAGUGUCCCACAUAAUCAUCAGGGUGAAGACCUGAUUGAUAUUAAAACUGAGGCUGAUGCAGAAGAUGAUGAGACCCAUGUUAGCGGUGAUCAGCAAUGGAAGGAGGAGGACAUUGGCCGUGUAACUGGUGUAUCUACUACAGAUAGAUCCAGUAAGAGAAUUCUACCAGAGGGAUGUCCCAGUCCUUUGUAUUCCCAGAAUUGUAUAGAAGAAAAUCUAAGUGUACUACAGGAUCAUCAGAUUUGUAUCAAAGAGGAGAUAAAGGAAGAAGAAGAGGAGCUACCUGUGCCCAUUAACAAGAUGGAGACUCCAGAUCAUAUCAUUACAGUUUCAGAUUUUGUGCACAGCAAGAACUUGAAGGCAAAUCUUUCAUAUCAAGACCAUAAAUUACAAGUAAAGAUUGUCACGGAGGAUUCUCUGGGAGAAAACCCCAAUGCCCAAACUAUAUAUGGUGGACAUCAAAGCAGAGAACUUCUACCAAAUUGCUGCAAUUACAAAGAAAUUAUUUAUCAGACAUCACAAUGUUAUCAUGGUGGAAACAGAAUUCCUACUGGUGGAAAAUCAGUCCCUCGGUCAAAUGUUGGAAGAGGUCAUAAAAGGCAAUCAUGUAUGUGUCCCAGAUGCGGAAAAUGUUUUAGGCACAGGGUGUUUCUCUUAACACAUCAGAAAAUCCACAGAGGCCAGAAGCAGUAUCACUUAGAAUAUGGUAAAAGGUUUAAAUCAUAUGCACUUCAACAGAGUCACACCAUGGAGAGAAGGUUUUCUUGUUCAGAGUGUGGAAAAUGUUUUGUCAAAAAGUCAAGUCUUGACGAACAUUGGAAAAUUCACACAGGGCUGAGACCAUUUUCAUGUUCAGAAUGUGGUAAAUGUUUUGCCUACAAAUCAUGUCUUAUUGAACAUCAUAAAAUCCACACAGGGGAGAAGCCGUUUUUAUGCCUGGAAUGUGGGAAAUGUUUCACAAAGAAUUCAAAUCUUGUUAGGCAUCUGAGAACCCACACAGGGGAGAAGCAGUUUCCAUGUUUGGAGUGUGGGAAAUGUUUUGUCGAAAAAUCGGGUCUUUUGAAACAUCAGAAAAUGCACACCGGAGAAAGGCCAUUUUCUUGUUCAGAAUGUAAGAAAUGUUUUGUCACAAAGUCCACUCUCGCGCAGCAUGAGAAGAUUCACAGAGAGAAACCCUUUUCCUGUUCAGAAUGUGGCAAAUGUUUUCACAGCAAAUCAAAUCUCAAUGACCAUCUUCGAAUUCACACUGGUGAGAGGCCAUUUUUAUGUUAUGAAUGCGGGAAAUGUUUUGCUCACAAAUCAUAUCUCGCUGACCAUCGGAGAAUUCACACAGGGGAUAAGCCGUAUUCAUGUUUGGAAUGCGGGAAAUGUUUUGCCUAUAAAUCAAGACUUGUUCAGCAUCAGAGGAUUCAUACGGGAGAGAAGCCAUUUGCAUGUACAGAAUGUGAAAAGAGUUUUACCAGCAAGCUAAGUCUUGUUAUACAUCAGAGAAAUCACACAGGAGAGAGGCCGUAUUCUUGUUCGGUAUGUGGGAAAAGUUUCACCAAGCAAUCAAAUCUUAGUAAACAUCAGAGAUUACAUACAGAAGAAAGGCAGUUUUCUUGUUUGGAAUGUGGGAUUAGUUUUUCAAAGAAAGCUGAUUUUGUCAAACAUUACAGAAUCCACAGAGAAAAGAAGCCAUUUUCAUGUUUGGAAUGUGGGAAAAGUUAUACCCGGAAAUCUGUUCUUGUCGAACAUCAGAAAGUUCACACUGGAGAGAGACCGUUUACAUGUUCCGAAUGCGGGAAAAGUUUUGCUCACAAAUCUGUACUUAUUCAGCAUCAGAGAAUCCACACAGGGGAGAGGCCAUAUUCAUGUUCGGAAUGUGGCAAAUGUUUUGUGAAGAAAUCGGGCCUUGUGAGACAUCAGAGAAGUCACACGGGAGAGAAGUUGUUUCACUGUUCUGACUGUGGAAAGAAUUUUGCUCAGAGAUCAGGUCUUGUUCGACAUCAGAAAAUUCACACAGGGGAGAAACCGUUCUUAUGCUCAGAAUGUGGGAAAUGUUUUUCUGUGAAAUCAAAACUUGUAAGGCACUUGAAGAGUCAUAAAAGGUAGAAGCUGUUUACUGGUAUAUUCACAUGUUGCAGAAGCUUCUGCAGCUGAAAAUCAGUCCCAUUCAGCUUAACCCCUUUGCGCAUAAGGUUACGUCAUAAUGCCUCAGGGCAUGUAUGGAGUGGGCCUCUGCAACAGGCCCGCUCCAUACACGGUGGGUGCCGACUGUAUCAUACAGCCGGCACCCGCCCGCACUAACAGGAAGCGGCGAUCAUGCUACCCCUGAUAUUUAACCCCUCAGGUGCCACGAUCAACGCUGAUCGCAGCACCUGUGAGUGAAGGCAGAGGGAUGUGGCUCCCUCUGCCUUCCGAUCGGAGCCCCCGCAGUGAAAUCACGGGGCUCCGAUCGGUUGCCUGGGCACCCGCCAUUGCUUUCUCCGUCCUGAGCUAUGCAUGAAGCAUAGCUCAGAAUGGAGAGUGUAAAAAUCCUAUUCA